Molecule: messenger RNA, 1788 nt
Organism: Anopheles funestus (African malaria mosquito)
Lineage: Eukaryota; Metazoa; Arthropoda; Insecta; Diptera; Culicidae
Product: U6 small nuclear RNA (adenine-(43)-N(6))-methyltransferase
Exons: 2
Coding region: 139-1638 (499 amino acids)
Biological process (GO): rRNA base methylation
Cellular component (GO): nucleus
Molecular function (GO): 23S rRNA (adenine(1618)-N(6))-methyltransferase activity
Source: RefSeq, a predicted model, not a curated record
UGUAUUUCUCACUGCUCACUCUUCUCUCUCACUAGCUGUCCAAUCAAGACAGAUGAAAACAAACAAUACAAAAGCCGCGCAAACCGGCAUGUUUUUUUGCGACGAAACACCGCACCGAUAGCACAGCACGCUGAAACAAUGGCAGUUAAUCAAUUUAUGCAUCCAAGAAAUCGAUAUCGUCAAAAGGCCAACUUUCAGCAGCUGAUUAAACUAUUUCCUGAACUAAAUGAGGUGGCCAGUGUGGAUUUAACAGGGAAAGUAAAGCUAGACUAUCGCAACAAACAAGCAGUGCAUUUGCUAUCGAAGUGUUUGCUUCUGCAAGAUUUCGGCUUAACGCUGGAACUUCCGCCGAAUAAAUUGGUUCCAACACUUCCCCUUCGUUUAAACUACAUCCACUGGUUGGAAGAUAUUGGUACCGUAGCGCACUGGGAGGAAAAGGAGAACGUUCGGGGCAUUGAUAUCGGUUGUGGUGCUUCCUGUAUUUAUCCUCUGCUUGCAGUGGUGCAAUCCCAGCAACGCUGGCACAUGGUUGCCAUCGAAAAGGCGGAAGACAGUUUGGAAAGCGCAAAGGCUAACGUCACCCGGAACGAGCUGCAACGUUGCAUUAACGUGCAAGCACAAAAUCGGGACGGAAAUACGAUUCUACUGGACGUGCUGAAGAACUUUCCCGACGAAUGUUUCGAUUUCUGCAUGUGCAAUCCACCGUUCUUCGAUAGCAAUUCGAACGAACUAAAGCCGCACGAUCGUACCGGAAAAAGACGGGAACCUUCGAACGCUAGUACCGGUUCGCUGGAAGAAUUGGCUACGGAAGGUGGAGAGGUAACGUUUAUUAGUCAGAUUAUAGAUGAAAGCAUCCAGUUGAAGGAACGAAUCUCGGUGUACACAACGAUGAUAGGUCAUAAAAGUAGCUACGAGAAGAUAUUGCACACACUGAAACGGGCAUCCAUACACAACAUCACUGUGAGCAGGUUUUGUCAAGGCAAUACGACAAGAUGGGCCGUAGCAUGGAGUUUCGAUGCUAAGCUGCUGCUUUCGCUCGUGCCGAACAGUUUUACGACAGGCGAAAAUAAUGUAUCUCCUGGGAAAAACAAAGCCAUCGGAAAGCCCGUGGCCUGCCGAAUCUUUACUGCUAGCGAUAUGGACUCAAUUCAAGCGGUUAAAACAUGUGUCCUCGCUAAACUACAAGCGAUUGCGAUCGACGUGCGUACAGUGUUCGAAACGAACAAAGCGGAAGGAAUUACUUUAAAACUUACGGCUCAGGAGAACACGUGGUCACAUCAGCGGAGAAAAAGACGUGCCGCACAAAUCAGCCCACAAGGAAAGAAUGGAAUGGAAGCAACUAAUGGAAACGGCCUGGAGCAUAGCAAUAACGAAAAGAGACCAAGACUUAACAUUGAGCAGCAAGAACAUAGCUCUCAACAAAAAACUCACACAGACGAUCCGUAUUUGCGGGCGGCGUUGAACAUCCAUCGUAAGGAGGACGGUUUUUAUGUAGCCCUGCAAUACGUGGCAGGAAUUGCUGGCAAGGAUGCAGUUAAUCAGAUUCUACAGUACCUAAAAAAUACGAUCAAAGCUACACCGGCCGAAGUUACCACAGAUGUUGGUAAACAGGGUACCGAGUGCCCAUUAGCCAUAUAGUUACGUUUGAGGUAUGAACCGUUAAUAUAUAAAAUGUUAUAUUCUUCAAUGAAAUAAAACCGUAUCAAGAAUUGAAAAAGAAUAAAAAAACACAUGUUGUUACAUUUACAAUAAUUGAUUCUUACACAUUUAUUUUCCCGGUCGUUUGAC